Molecule: messenger RNA, 672 nt
Organism: Drosophila ananassae
Lineage: Eukaryota; Metazoa; Arthropoda; Insecta; Diptera; Drosophilidae
Gene: gdl
Product: gonadal protein gdl
Exons: 3
Coding region: 1-579 (192 amino acids)
Source: RefSeq, a predicted model, not a curated record
AUGGCAGAAAUAGCGACAACUAGCGAGGGGAGUUCCAACAGUAGCGAGGUGGAGCAACAUCAGCCUACCCCGGAGUUUCUACAGCGCAAAAUUUAUUUCCUGGUGGACCAACUUAGAAAAAUGCACGAGGAGCUGCCUGAGAACCUCCAGACACGCAUAUCCUACGACUUACUCACAGAACUCGCCAACUGUGUCCUGAACGAGGGCAUUUUCGUAAUAGUUAAGGCUCUGAUGGAUUUGCAACACGAAACAGAAAGACAUCUCAUCAAAAUGCGACAGCAGGUGGAGAACGAGUACGAGAUCGAGGUGGCGCAAUGGAGAGUCAAAAUCAAAGACCCCGAGGAACUGCACCACAUUUUGGGAUUAAUGAAAAUCAAGCAUACCAAGAAACUAGUCGAGUCUGACAAGAAGAUUAUAGAAAUACUAGAUCAGAAGGUUAACGACCAACAAUCCACUCUUCAAAAAGCCGGCGUGCCGGGUUUCUAUGUCACCGAGAACCCCAAGGAGAUCAAAAUACAAAUGUUCCUGCUGGACUUCAUUCUGCGUCUGAGUCGUCUGAAGUAUGAGCCCAACAAAUAGCAUAUGGACACUAAUCCGGAUCCCAUAAAAGACUGCACUUGACUUGUUUAAAUUAGAAUACUUAAAUCUAUUAAAUUAUUAACCCUGAUCAAA